CCUCAACCUCAUCUUUAAUUUGAUCUUGUCUUACGGCACCAUGUUCGGUGACUUUCCCGUCGACAACAAAAUCGUCCUGGUGACGGGAGGAGGAUCCGGGAUCGGGUUGCAGCUCUGCCGCCAGGCCGCCGCCAAAGGCGCCCGAAUCAUCAUUGCCGAUCUGCGCCUCAUUCCCGAAGCCCAACAGUUUGUCGACAGCUCCGACGCCGUCAUUUUCCAGCGCUGUGACGUCCGUAACUGGGCCGAGUUGCAAGCCCUCAUCCAGCUUUCGCAAGACAAAUGGAACGAUGUACCCGACGUGUAUGUCGCAUCAGCUGCCAUCUUUGAACCCUCAUGGUCCAGUUUCUGGGAAGACAAGGAAACGACCGACUACGCGUGUAUCGACAUCAACGUGAACCACCCUAUCAAGCUUACUCGACUGGCCAUCCGAGCUCUCCUGGGUAAGGACAAGAAGGGUGUCGUAUGCCUGGUCUCUUCUAUCGCGGGAAUAAAUGCUUCGAUCCGAAGCCCCCUGUACUGCGCAUCCAAACAUGCCAUCUGGGGCUUCGUCAAGUCGAUGACCAUGCUUGACCACUUGGAGGGCGUGAAAGUCACCUCCAUCUGUCCAGGCGUUGUCCCCACGCCUCUGUGGGACUCCGUCCCCGGUGUCCGCAAGCAUCUAUCCUAUGACCGAGUAAAACAUGUCCCGGCCGCAGAAGUGGCAGAGUACAUGCUCGAGCUGAUCCAGCAGGGCAAAUACCCCGGCGGUUCAGUGGUGGAGAUUACCAGCUCCGGCCCGGACGGACGUAGAGUCAUCCCGCCGUGGAAUGUCUCGCCACCGAAUGUGUAUGCCGGUGCGGAUAAGAAGAUGCUGGCUAACUUCAUCGAACCGGUCCGCGCAGCGUUGAAGAAUGAGCGGAAAGCGAAGCUGUAAUCAUUAUACCCUUAGUUAAUGCAAUCGACAAUGACACCUAUCGCAUCAAGAG
Molecule: messenger RNA, 965 nt
Organism: Aspergillus vadensis CBS 113365
Lineage: Eukaryota; Fungi; Ascomycota; Eurotiomycetes; Eurotiales; Aspergillaceae
Product: 15-hydroxyprostaglandin dehydrogenase
Exons: 4
Coding region: 41-913 (290 amino acids)
Cellular component (GO): cytoplasm
Molecular function (GO): oxidoreductase activity, acting on the CH-OH group of donors, NAD or NADP as acceptor
Source: RefSeq, a predicted model, not a curated record